Paramuricea clavata is the source of this 1765-nucleotide messenger RNA. The record is from the annotation of a GenBank genome assembly. Lineage: Eukaryota; Metazoa; Cnidaria; Anthozoa; Malacalcyonacea; Plexauridae.
UGUCGGAAACCAUAUCAAGGGGGCAACACAGCCAUGUACAACAGGCAGUGAACCAAGUUAAUGAAUGGUCAAAGGAAAACUUGAUGCAACUAAACAGCGAAAAGACAAAGGAACUGAUCAUAAGUUUUAACCGACCCCAUCCUCCACAAUUCUCACCUAGUAUUAUAGACGAAAAUCCCAUUUUGAGGAUAACCAAAGCAAAGUUACUCGGGUUAAUGAUUAACGAUAAACUUACAUGGAACGAUCAUAUUGAGGAACUAGUGAAGAAGAGUUCUCGGAAGCUGUAUUUUUUAAAACAACUCAAGCGUACGCAAAUACCAUCAAACGAUUUGGUUACAUAUUAUUGUGCAUGCGUUAGAUCUUCUUUGGACUAUGCAUGCCCAGUAUACCAUAGCUCUCUACCAAGUUACCUACAUGACGAGCUGGAAAAGGUCCAAAAGAGAGCUUUAGCGUGCAUUUUCCCAGGAAUACCUUAUUCUGAUGCUUUGGUAUUGGCGGAAACUACCUCCUAUUAAAGACCACCACAGCACAAUUACAAAGAAACUGUUCCAGUCCAUAUCCGAGAACCCAAAAAAUAAAAUCCAUCACCUGAUUCCAAGUGCUAACAAAAAUCCUAAAUACAAUCUUAGGAAAAAUAGGAAAUUUUCACUACCACUAGUAAGAAAAGAUUCUCGGACUCAUUUAUUAUGCGUGGUAGUACCAACACACUUUAUGAUUAGUGUAGAUUAUUAUUAAAAUCUCUAACAAUAUAGAUUUUAUAACUUUUAAAAUAAGACUUUGACUCUUAAAGAAAUUUUAGUUAGUAAAGUAGUUAAGUUGUAAUUUUUUUGUAAAAGUUGCGCAAUUCAGUGUAAAACUGCAAGGUAACUUAUUAAAUAAUCUAUCUAUCUAUCUCUAUCUCAUGAUCAUCUCUCUAUCUGUCAGCAUCAAUUUUGGUGAUGCCUCCAUAUCUAAGAUUCAUUAUCAUGUUAAAGUCUACACUUCCUGUGAAUUUGGUGCUUUCUUCACAAAGUGCACGAUUUUCUCAAAUAUCUGUGUAUAUCCGCUGGACUAAGUUUUGUUGGGCAAAAAAGCCAGUUGGGCAAUAUUCGCUUCACAGUCGGGCAAUAUUUGGUUAUCAUAAAAAUAAAUGGGACAAAUUCUGUCAAUUUUGUGGAAAAUUUUAUGUCAAUUUUUCGAUUUUUUGGGAAAAAUUGUUUUCGGCACUUGUUGGGCACAAUCCGAAAAAGUCGGGCAAAUUUCUUUCUCCCCCCCCCAAUUUUUCCUUCCCGAACGCCUAUGAAGAUCUCUCCUCAAAAUCAAAGUCGAAGGCGAAGAAACAACAUGGCCGAUAAACUGAGAAGAGCGAGCUCGAUCUGCCGAAUUUAUCUCUUCUCAAUAUGAGCGAGCUCGAUCUGUCGAAUUUAUCUCUUCUCAUUAUGAUGAGCUUUCUCAAUUUAAAGAAACAGCCAAAAGAUAGAUACAAGAUAUACUUACUAGAGUCAACGAAAUUUCAGAAAGAUGUGAUCUGAUUGCGAAAACUGUCGAAGAAUCUGAAGCAUACAGCUAUCAGUUCAAUGUUAAAAUUGUGGGAGUACCAGAAAUAGCCGAAAAAGAAUCUGCCCAACAGACUGCUAAUCUCUGUAUCAAGUUAUUUACUGCUUUGGGAGCAGAAGAUGUAUCUUUGAAUGAUAUUGACACGGCACAUCGAGUACCAUCGCGAUUGGCUUCAAGCAGACCAAAAGCUAUCGUCUGCAAGUUUGUGCGAAGACUCGCGAAAGAAUGA